AUGGGCUUUGGGGUCGAAGUGGAGCUCAGCUCGGCCGGAGCCGCGCAUGCCGCGCCAGCCGGAGCUGCCAUGGCUCCGGUGGCUCCGGCUCCACAAGCUGCACAAGUCCAGGAGUGGACCAACAUGUUGCCGCGGCCAAGCGAAUUGCUCCUGUCCGGACUGGAUGAAAGGUUUGCCCGUGACAUGUGA
Cladocopium goreaui is the source of this 189-nucleotide messenger RNA. The record is from the annotation of a GenBank genome assembly. Lineage: Eukaryota; Dinophyceae; Suessiales; Symbiodiniaceae.